AUGAAUAACCAAGAAUCUCUAGAUAAAGUAUUACAGCUAGGAUAACAAUAUGAAGAAUAGUAUAAAUCUAUUUCAAAGUAGGAUAUAACAAAGAAAAUAAAUAUAAAAUGCUAUUGAAAUUGUAAAUCAAACUGAAUAACAGAUUCUCAAAGACAGAAAAGAAGUUGAAAAAUACUUAUAACCGAAAUGA
Molecule: messenger RNA, 190 nt
Organism: Paramecium octaurelia
Lineage: Eukaryota; Ciliophora; Oligohymenophorea; Peniculida; Parameciidae
Source: the annotation of a GenBank genome assembly